AUGCCACCGCCGCAUUACCGUUCGGAGCAGGCGCUUCCUUGGUACUGCAAGAGCUGCUGCGGGCCCUCGGGGAGACCGUGGUGGAAUCAUGCAGAGGCGCGGCAGUGUGCGAAGUGCAAGCUGGGCAAGGGACUGGUCUUCCACAGCGUGCGCCAGCCCUCGGCCCCCUCCCAGCGGAGGAAGGGCAAUCAGGGCGGCAGCGGCAACGGCUACUGGGACGACUCCGUCAAGGUGGCCAAGCUCAAGUCCGAGCUCGCCGAGGCCCGCAAGCGGCUUGCCGCUGUGCAGAGGCCGCCGCCUGGCGGGGAGGACGUGCAGAUGGAGCCGGCCGCGGACGGAGACGGCCCCGAGUCCGUCGCCAAGGACAGGCUACGCGAGGUCGGCGACCUCAUCGGCAAGCUCAAGGGCAUCUCCGAGCCGUCGGUCGUGGCCACGCGCGACAAGCUGCUGGCAGAGCAGGCCGAGCUGCGUGCUAAGGUGGCGGAGUCCCGACCGCUCGGACAGCGCUUGCGCGAGAUGGGAGCUCAGUUCACCAGGCUGCAGAAGCUGCGCGACGACCAGCAGACCAAGCUCGAUGGGCUGCAGGCGCAGAUGCGCGACCUGCAGGAGAAGGAACGGCUCACACGGGACAAGCUGGCGGCCCUCGACGCUAGCAUGGAGGAGCUGGACCAGGAGCGCAAGAGGCUUCAAGGGCAGGUUCCGACGCCUGGCGACAAGGCGUCGCUCGACGAGCCGAUCAAGGGGGUUGGUGCCACGCUCGAGGGCCUCGGGGUCUUGCUCCAGAGCCUGGGCGCCGAUCACCAGCUGUCGGGCAGCCUCACGGCGAGCUUCCAGGAGCUGCAGAGGUUGCAGGAGGAGGAGGCGGCAAAGUUGGCUGCCCAGAGGGCGCAGGCUGAUGCUGGGGCCGAGGCUGGUCCCGACGUCGAGCAGGCCGAGCGGCAGGACGACGCGGCAGCGCCUCGCACACCACAGCCAUCUGCCUACUCCGACGACCCUGAGUUCAUGGAGGAAGUCGUUGCGGCUGGGGGCGAGAAGCACAGGCUGGAGGAGAUCUUCAUGCGUUGGGGUGCCAAGGAACAUCAUGCCAAGGCCGAGGGCGAUGCUUUGGCGAAGUUGCAGAAUAAAGUAAGAGCUGCUGGGUACCAUGGUAUAUGGGAGCCCGCCCUACCUGGGCAGGGAGUUGGCAGCAGAGGCGGGGUUGCGGUGCUGGCCCCGCUGCGGGUGGUCAUCACCAAACCCCCAGGCCUGGACAGUCACGUGCUGCAGGAAGGCAGGAUGAUGGCGGCCCAUGUCCACGCUGGGGUGAAGGGCGGCUUCGUCAUGCUGUCGUGCUAUUUCAUUGUGGACGUCAAGCUGUCGCCCGAGAACCUGGCCAUGCUGUACAAGCUGUACCAGUAUGUCAGGUCGCUGGAGGCCAUGGGCGUUCCGUGGAUCGUAGGCGGCGGCUUCAACAUGGAGGUAGGCGAGCUCGGCCCGUUGUCCUGGCUCCAGUCGGCCAAUGGCGCGGUGCUGGCGCCGAGAGAGCCGACUUGUCUUCAGAGCCUUCCUGGCCGCACCAUUGACAUGUUCAUGGUUUCUUGCCGUUUGCUGCCUCGCGUUCGGCAACCAGUGGUCGUCGACGCGGAGACGUGGCCGCAUCUACCAGUGACCAUGGAGCUCUCCGCCACGGCUUUUGACGCGAAGGGCAUCACCAGGGCCUGGGACGUCGUGCUCAGCGGCAUCGAGUUCGAGCUGCGGGGCCGCUACGACGUCGUGAAGGACGUGGCGGGGUACUCCACGGUGCCAGGCCCCCCGACCUUCGAGCUGGCGAGUUUUCACCCUGUCGUGAAAGGUGCCUGGAGCAGGAGGUCGGCGGGCACCCAGGCCUGGGCGCAGGCUGCGCGCUGGGCUCGUCACCUCAGGAGGGUUCGAGUGGCCUUGCAGAGCUUCGUGCUCCAGCUUCGCCCGCAGCAGGUCUUCGAGCUCGGCAGCGUCGGCGAGGCGCACGUCGACGGAGUGCCUGGCCUGGGCGAUGGGGCACCCCCUGCUGCGGAGGACCUAUCGUGGGACGCCGUGCACUCCAAGGCGGCGCGCCACCUGCUGGAGUGCGAGAAUUUCUUCCAGAGAAUCUGGCGGAGGAAAGGAGUCUGGCCGCACCUGGACGCCGAAGCCGUCGGCUUCUUCUCGCGUGGCAUACUUGCCUUAGCGCAGGCAGACUUCGAGCAGCAGGUCGACCGCAUCCUGAGUAUCUCCUCCGAUGCUGAGGCCAAGCAUGAGAAGGCCGUGAUGCAGAGCUGGAGGCAGUGGGCGCAGGCAGCUUUUGUGGCUGGAGCCAAGGGGGCUCACCGAUUCAUGAACUCCAAGGCUCUCCAGGAGAUCGUGGACGGAGGCAAUGGGCUACAACAUGGGUACGUACUGGCUGAUCGUAAGCUUGAAUAUUGGGAAAGCUUCUGGGUGCGGCAUGGCGGUGAGCUGGCUCGCCGACCUGUUGAUGCUGACACUUGGGAGCAGCUGCCAAGGCUUGAGGCGGCCGACGUACUCAAGGCAAUCCGUUGUUUCUCUUGGCAGACAGGCGUCGGGCAGACCAACAUCGCGCCCAGGGCCAUGGAGCACCUCUCCCACGGGGCGCUGACGGCUAUGGCGCGCCUCUUCGAGCGGGGCGAGCACCUCCUGCUGUGGCCAGACGGCAGAUUCCUCUCGAAGCUCGUGAGACUCCCCAAGCCAGGGGGUGGGGAGCGCCUGAUUGUGCUGAUGAACACGCUGGUCAGGAUCUGGGGAAGGGCGAGGCGGCCUGUCUCGGCAGCGUGGGAGAAGGCCCAUGCGCUACCAGAGGUCUGGGGCCACACUGGAGGCAAGUCGUCGAGUGAUGCGGCCUUUGAUUUGGCGCUCACCAAGGAGAUGGCGACCCUGUGCGAUGAUGACGCCAUCAUUGUGCUGCUGGACAUGCUCAAAUGCUACGAGCUGGUCAGGGCGUUUCAGGGCAUCCUGGCAGGCUGCACCCACGCCACUACGCUUCUCAUGGUGUUGUUGACUCGCAGCAUUCGCCAGACGAUGUCGGUCGCUCCUCAGGUUCAGCCCAAGGACUUGGUGGACGACGUCGCGCUGUGCUGGGUCGGCAACGACCCGGGCGGGGUGCGAGAAAUGGCCAUUGCCACUCGUGCGUUCUGCAGGGCUGUCCGGCCCCUCGGGCUGGUGCUGCAGAUGGAUAAGUCUGGGCACCUAACGACGUCCAGGCGCACCAGCUACCACUUUCAGAAGUACGCUAGGCUGCUGAAGAUCGCUGGCACGAGGCACAUGCGGUAUCUUGGCCACGACCUAGCUGGGUCGUCGGCCACAAGGGCCGUGCAGAAGGGACGCCUGAAGGCCAUGCACGGAAAGAAGGCCAGCGUUCGAGCACAGCAGAAGGGAGCAGGACGACAGCGGGCGGCUCGGCUCUGGGCCACGGGUGUGCUGCCAUCCGUGGGGCACGGAGCCACGGUCAGCGGCAUCAGCGACACGGAGCUGCUGCAGAUGAGGACCAUGGCUGGCGUCUUCUGUGGCUACAAAGGGUCGGGCUCCCUGACGCUGUACCUGGCCGCGCAGCAGUGGAGCUUCGACCCCAUAUUCCUCGCUACCUUCAGCAUCGUGGGGCAGUACGCGGCGUGGGUGUGGGAUGGGCGUGUGACGCUCUCCCGACUGCAGCGGGCCUGGAUGGGCUUGCGUGACUCCUGGGAAGCCCGCCACACUCACGUCACGUGGGCCAGUGCGCAGGGCCCGCUGUCGGCUUUGUGGUUGUCCCUCAGGAGAGUCAACUGGUACAUGGCAAGUUCUACCAUCUUGGUGACGAUGAGGGCCUGCAUAUCAGUUUGCUGCAGUAUUGUCCCAGUGAGGUGCUGUUUUUCCUGCGUCGCAGCCUCGACCGUUGGCAGAGCCAUCGUAUCCUCGACCAGCUGCCUGAGGCGCCCCCUGCCGAUGGGGACGGCAGGGGCUCUGGCCAAGCUGCAGUCCAACGGUUUCUGGUCGCCGCAGCGCCGCAUGCAGGCUGGCUACGGCGGCGACGGUUCGUGCGAGUUCUGCGGGGAGGCCUGCUGCGACCUCGAGCAUGAGAUCUUCGGCUGCAAGGUUUUGCAUCAGCAGCAAGAGGACGAGGAGACGGAGCCGUACCCCGAGGAGGUGGCCAAGAGGAGGAAGGACAUCCUGGAGGCAGCCCCGUGGCGCGACGGGGGCCAGGUGCAGGACUUCUCGGCCAUCGACGUGCUCUACGCGCUGCCCCUGAGGCCUGUUUUCAGGCCGCUGCCUGCACGUGCUCAGGCUGAGCGCGAGUGGGGGGCGAUCGACAUGCCGUGGCCGUCGAAGUUGUACGGGGACGGGUCCUGUCUUGAAAGUGAUUUCCCUGAGGAACGGCGCUGUGGCUGGGCCGUCGUAGCAUUGGCCCGAGACCUGUGGCCAUACAAAGCUUUGUUCGGGAGCCUGGGGGGCCCUAUCCAGACGGUGCCCAGGGCCGAGCGCGUUGCUGGUCUCAAGGCCCUGCAGAGGGCCCAGAGGCCAGCCACGUACGUGACUGAUCAUUUACAGCUGCAGGUCGAGGGAAUGGCCUGGGAGGGUCGCCAUGCUUCUGCCAGAGCGCCUCACGCGUCCAUCUGGCGGAGCAUCCACGAGCUGUAUAGAGGCGACCCUGUCAGGCCCGUGUUUGUUUGGACGAAGGCCCAUCGGACCGUCAUCGAGGGGUUUGAUGCCUGCCUGGCUUCCCAGGAGCCCCUGGAGCAUUUUUUCGGUAAUAUGUGGGCUGAUGUGUUCGCCCGCGUGGCUGCGGCAGAUUUCCUUGGAUCCACCUCCGUGGUCAAG
Messenger RNA from Prorocentrum cordatum, 4803 nucleotides. The record is from the annotation of a GenBank genome assembly. NCBI's taxonomy places the organism in Eukaryota, Dinophyceae, Prorocentrales, Prorocentraceae.